CGUCCCAAUUCCAGAACCCUAACCCUGGAAAUUCCCCAAAAUCUGCGUUCAUGUCGACCGAGACUGCGAAGAGCUCGACGGAGUCGGAGGUGGUUUCGGGCCUCGAUUACGAGGAGACGGAGCUCAGUUUGGGCCUGGGCCUGGGCCUGCCGGGGGCCGGUGGGCCCAGAUCCGAGCCUGAGAGGAAGCGGGGAUUCGAGGCCACCGUUGAUCUCAGCCUUGGCGGUUCCCGCGCGCCACGCGGCGGGGAUCUGACGGCGGAUUCGUCGGAGGGGCGUGCUUCAGACCCUAGCAAGCCCCCUGCUGCCAAGGCGCAAGUGGUGGGCUGGCCGCCGGUGAGAUCAUUCCGCAAGAACGUAUUGAAGAGCUGCACCUAUGUGAAGGUGGCAGUUGAUGGAGCUCCAUACCUUCGGAAGGUAGAUCUCGAGACUUAUGGUGGCUAUGAGCAGCUGCUGGCGGCCCUUGAAGAAAUGUUCUCUUGCUUUAAAAUCCGUAAUGUUUCAAACGAAAGGAGGCUGGUGGAUCCUGUGAAUGGCACAGAGUACGUGCCCACUUAUGAGGAUAAGGAUGGUGACUGGAUGUUAGUGGGAGAUGUCCCUUGGAAAAUGUUUAUUGCAUCAUGCAAGCGACUCCGGUUGAUGAAGAGCUCAGAGGCUGUCAAUCUAGCUCCGAGAGCAUCUCAGGGAAACACCAAUAGCACCCGAUGAAGUAUUUGGUAGCCAGGAUCAUUGUUCAGAUGAUAAAAGAUCGUGUACAGGGAUUGUUUCUCGUCCUUUGGGUGUUUCCUUUGGAGUUUUGACGGGGUAUCUUUCUGAGAUUAGGAAUAAGGGGCUGUGUUGUAGUUUCAGCGUUAGAAAUGUGGCUUGAAGAAAAAAAUAUAUGUGUUUACAGAGAUAUCUAUAUGUUUUCUACAGUUUGUUGUUGUUGUGAUUAAUAAGGUGCAGACUUUGCAUGGUGUGCUAAUCUUGUAUUAAUUAGAAUUACUCUUUAUCUAACCAAAGCGUAUGGCUUAAAUCUA
Molecule: messenger RNA, 1018 nt
Organism: Asparagus officinalis (garden asparagus)
Lineage: Eukaryota; Viridiplantae; Streptophyta; Magnoliopsida; Asparagales; Asparagaceae
Product: auxin-responsive protein IAA1-like
Exons: 5
Coding region: 51-707 (218 amino acids)
Biological process (GO): regulation of DNA-templated transcription
Cellular component (GO): nucleus
Molecular function (GO): protein binding
Source: RefSeq, a predicted model, not a curated record